UGACAGAUACUGCCUUUAUUCCUGUCGCUCACCGAGCGGGUCGGAGCUGGCUACCUGCGUCCUUUGUGAACACCUUAUUGCACUGGUUUCCGGUGCUGACCUGUUCUGGGAACCAGAGCGCUGGUGUAUGCCAAAACAGAUAUGACAACAUCUAAGCCCCAGCAUGGAGUGUCAGCCUUCUUAAUAGAGAAGACCUUUGAUGGGUUCAGCACUGGUCAGAAGCUAGACAAGUUGGGCAUCAGAGGUUCCAGCACAGGAGAACUCAUCUUUGAAGACUGCAAAGUCCCAGCCAAGAAUAUGCUAGGGAAGGAGAAUGGAGGGAUCUAUGUGCUCUUCUCUGGCCUGGACCUGGAGAGGCUGGUGCUCGCCUCACAGCCUGUAGGACUGAUGCAGGCUGCUUGUGAUGUUGCAUUCGAAUAUGUUCACUUAAGGAAGCAGUUCAAUACAAGAAUUGGGGAGUUUCAGCUGAUGCAGGGAAAGAUUGCUGACAUGUACACCACUUUGAGUGCAUGUCGAUCAUACUUGUACUGUGUGUCACGUGCUUGUGACCAGGGACACGUCAACAGGAAGGACUGUGCUGGUGUCAUUCUGUAUUGUGCUGAGAAAGCGACUCAAGUUUGUUUGGAAGCCAUCCAGUGUCUAGGAGGGAAUGGCUACAUCAAUGACUAUCCAACUGGUCGCUUCCUUAGAGAUGCUAAGCUUUAUGAAAUUGGGGCUGGCACCAGUGAAAUCCGUCGCCUGGUUAUUGGUAGAGCCCUGAAUUCAGAGUAUAGGUAACUGGUCAGCCUGCACACUUAAGACAGGUAUGGAAUGAUGACUUGUGUGUUCACUGAACAGGUGUUGCUGUUCUGUAGCUUGUGAUAUUCUUUUUCAUUCUUAUUUACAGUGAUUCCAUGAAUAGGUGUUAUGUUGGCUUUUACAUUAGUAAUGAGAGCAUUGGUAUCUCACAACUAUCAUCAGAGUUCUUCUCACCGGGUGGCACACAACUACUAGGAUCUGUGAUGAAAUUGAAAUUUGAAUGACAUAAGAUGCAUUAUUGUUAUACUGCAUUUUAGAAGCUAUGUACUGAGGAUCAGCAUUAUACAUACUAUAACAUUGACAGGUAUUGUCAACAGGAUGCAACCUCAGGCCAUGCAGUAUGUAAUAUAUUAUAGGCAGUCCAUCUACAAAACUGUUCAUAAUUUUACCAAGUAAAUAAGAAUCAUAAGGAUAGACUUUUGGUUCGUUUGGAAUAACAAAGAAGGGAAAUAUAUUUAUUUGUAAAUUUUUAUCUUAUUCUGAAGAAUUAGUUAUGUAUACAUAAGAAUUCAAGUCAAAGGAUAUUAUAGAGCCAUAUUGUUGUACAAAAUAUUUCUGGUCACCUUCCUUACCUAGUGAGUAGAAUACAGCAAAUGAGUUAACAAAUGGGCAUAAUAUGUAGUUUCAGCUGUAUCUAUUCAACCCCAAAAUCUGAAAACUUAUAGUUAUUAGAUGUUUUAUAUUAGAUGUUGAACAUCAUAGAUGGACAGAAUAGACAGUGGACACUACUAUUCCAGAUGCUACAAAAAUAGUGAUGCUUGGAAGAAGUGAUGUAGAGUAAUUGUGGCGCCCCCUGCUAUAGUGAACUAAACGACGCAGACAAACAAUCGAGAAAAUUUUGUUUGAAAGCCCUGCUUACUCAGCUGUAUGUGCACAUACCUCACUACAGCACUGUGCUGUAAUGUGGUAAGUGACCAUAUUUGGCACUUGACUCAAAGCAUCUGCAGUUCCAUUGGCCAGGAGGUGAUGACUCACUAUAAUCUCACUUGGUGAUUGGUCCUGGUACUUCUGUCAGGCACUUGCCUCACUAUAGUACGGAUAUUUCACCUUGUGCUCUGGGAGUGGAAAAAUCUUGAGUUUUUCUAUUAUAUUCCAACUUUAUAAACUUAUGUUUUGAACUUUCAUCAGAGAGCUUGAAUUGCCCUAUCUGGUGCAUGUGACAACUUAAUUUCGACCCAGGUGUGGCUUACUUCACUAUAGUAGGGAACACUAGAAUAAUUGAGAUUAACAAUGUCAUUACAGAGAACGAUUCAGAUUUGAAAGGACACUCCUAGUUAAAGGUUGUGCAUGGCCAUCAUCACAGGUCAGGAUUGAAAAAUUCAUUGAAGUGGCUGUAUUCCUUUGUAACAAAAUAACUGAUGUAAUGGUAAGGUUUGUUGAUCAUGCAAGUGAAUCAGUAUUAUGGAAAACUAGGAUAGAUUAUGACAGUAAAAUUUCAGCCAUAUUUCAUGGACAUUGGACGUAAAAACUUGCCUUUUAUCAGAACUUUAAAAGAAAAUUCCUACUACUAGUACAUACUUUCAUUCAGGCAGCUUAAGUUUCAAAUGCAACCAGACACAUUUAUCCAAAAUAUAUGAAACAGUUUGCUAGAACUAUACAACACCAUAUUUGUGACUUUACUUUAAAAAUAUUAAUAAUAGGAAAAGUUACCAACCAAGUAAUUAGACAGUUUACAAAUAAUAAUUAAACUAUUGUUUUGGCUCACCAUAAACAUUCAUUCAGAGUGCAGAGGAAUAGAUAUCCCAUUUGUGAUUUUAAUUCAGUAUUUUUAUUGAUUAAAUGUAUUAGUUUUAGAACUUAAAGCAAGAAGUGAAGCUUUCACUCAUUAGAUAGUUUUCUCUAAAAAUUUUUGAAGAGUGUAAUGAGCUGUGUGAUGAUCUGGGUCGUUGGGUUGCUUAAGUAUGAUUAGUGUACUUCAAUCUGAAAAGUCAUAACUAAGAGGGAUGUGGAUUUUUGAAAUUACCUCUAAUUCAGACACACAAACACACAUUUACUCAACUGCAGCAGAAGUGGGACUAACAGAUGUUUUGUUCAAAGUGUUUAAGGUUGUAAGAGUUGCAAGUUGUUGACAGGUAUUAGGCCAGGACUUUGUCUUUAUUGUCUGAAUUUAGGUGAUGUUCCUUGAUAUUCUACAUUAGUGAGAAUUAUUAGUUUUAAGAUAUUCAUACUUAGAUUGUGAUCUUAAGAAAUGGUGACUGUUUAUGUAUAUUGGACUCUAUAAUAUAUCUGACUUAGUGCUCUGCUUUAGCAAGAAGGGAAAUAUAAGAACAAAAUUACCCAUUGAUGGAAGAAAGAAAAAAAAGUCAUAUAAUUAUUAUUUGUGUCAUGUGCAAAAUUACUUUGUUAUUCAGGAAGAAUCAGUGUUAGAUGUAUGAAAUGGUUAGUUAGGUUGUGUAAGUUAACAGAGAUGAAUUACUCAAAAUUUCAAGUCCUGCCUUAAUUUUGGAAAGGUAAGACAACAGAGGACUGUGUAUUGGAGUGAAAUUUUAUCUAACAUGCUCCAGGCAAACUUGACAGCCUCAGUCUUGAAUGACCCUGCUUUGGACCACAUAGUUAAGGGAUAGAAUUCUCUAUGUAUAUGGAUUAACAUGUGUACAAUUACUUUAAAGUAAAUUUUAUUUUUGUAGUAGUACAAAUAAUGUAGGUUACAUAACACUAUAGCUGGAACAAUUUUUGUGGGUUGUCCUUGUACUAUUUGGAAGAUGAAAUAAACACAAAUGAUAUAUCUA
Messenger RNA from Portunus trituberculatus (swimming crab), 3527 nucleotides. RefSeq names its product isovaleryl-CoA dehydrogenase, mitochondrial-like. The transcript has 6 exons. Gene Ontology annotation, biological process: L-leucine catabolic process. The record is from RefSeq and is a predicted model, not a curated record. Lineage: Eukaryota; Metazoa; Arthropoda; Malacostraca; Decapoda; Portunidae. Gene Ontology annotation, molecular function: 3-methylbutanoyl-CoA dehydrogenase activity. Gene Ontology annotation, cellular component: mitochondrion. Bases 142 to 777 code for a protein of 211 amino acids.